Peromyscus eremicus (cactus mouse) is the source of this 10972-nucleotide messenger RNA. RefSeq names its product piezo type mechanosensitive ion channel component 1 (gene Piezo1). Gene Ontology annotation, molecular function: mechanosensitive monoatomic ion channel activity; monoatomic cation channel activity. The record is from RefSeq and is a predicted model, not a curated record. The transcript is spliced from 51 exons. Lineage: Eukaryota; Metazoa; Chordata; Mammalia; Rodentia; Cricetidae. Gene Ontology annotation, cellular component: endoplasmic reticulum; plasma membrane. The coding region runs from base 172 to 7833 and encodes 2553 amino acids. Gene Ontology annotation, biological process: regulation of membrane potential; cellular response to mechanical stimulus; detection of mechanical stimulus.
CGCGGUCGGCCCGGGUCCCGGCCAGAGGACGAGGCCCGCGGGAGGUCCUAGCAGCGGCGCGCCCCACGUGUGGAGACCCGCCCUGAGUGCCAUGGCGCGUGGUUCCUCCGGCCCCCGCAUCUCCCCUUAGCCACGGCGGGGCGACCCCGGGCGGUCCCCGGGCCUCGGGGCAUGGAGCCGCACGUGCUGGGCGCCGGGCUCUACUGGCUGUUGCUGCCCUGCACGCUCCUGGCGGCCUCCCUGCUGCGCUUCAAUGCCCUCUCACUGGUCUAUUUGCUGUUUCUGCUGCUGCUGCCCUGGCUUCCAGGCCCCUCAAGACACAGCAUACCAGGUCACACAGGCCGCCUACUUCGUGCACUACUCUGCCUCAGCCUUCUCUUCCUGGUGGCCCACCUUGCCUUCCAGAUAUGCCUCUACACAAUGCCUCACCUGAAACAGCUUCUGGAACAAAACUGCAGCCUUUGUGAGGUGUCUCGACACAUAGGAGUUACAAGGCUGGGCCUGAACGACCUAAAGAACAUCCUUAACACCACCAGGCUGGUGGCGCCUGACCUGGGAGUCCUAGUGGUGUCCUCUCUUUGCCUUGGCCUCUGUUCGCGCUUCACCAGGCAGGCUCGGCAGAGCCAGCGCACCCAGGAGCUGCAGGAUGAUGACGACAUGGAUGCUGCCCCAGCGGUGGGGCUCCAGGGAGCCCCUGCCCUGGCAACCAAACACAGGCCGUGGCUGAGCUCCCGUUUCCGGGUCACAGCCCACUGGCUGCUGAUGGCCUUUGGAAGGAUGCUGACCAUUGUGCUGCUGGCGCUGGCAGGUAUAGCCCACCCCUCGGCCUUCUCCAGUGUCUACCUGCUGGUCUUCCUGGCCAUCUGCACGUGGUGGGCCUGCCACUUCCCUCUCAGUUCCUUGGGCUUCAACACACUCUGUGUCAUGGUGAGCUGCUUUGGCGCCGGCCAUCUCCUUUGCCUCUACUGCUACCAGACAGCUUUUGUCCAGGGUGUGCUGCCACCUGGCAGCAUCUGGGCCAGGGUGUUCGGUCUCAAGAACUUCAUAGACCUCCCUAACUGCACCAGCCCCAACGUGCUGGUGCUCAACACUAACCAUUCCUGGCCCAUCUACGUGAGCCCUGGUAUCCUGCUGCUGCUGUACUACACAGCCACCUCUCUCCUGAAGCUCCGUAAGAGCCGUCCCUCAGACCUGAGGAAGAAGGAGGCGCCUAGGGAGGAUGAGGAGCAUGAACUGGAAUUGGACCAGCUGGAGCUAGAGCCCCAGGCUAGGGAUGCCAGCCAGUUUGUGAUACCCACGUCCACAGGACCUGACAUUGACAACUGCACUGUGCACGUCCUAACCAGCCAGAGUCCUGUCCGCCAGCGUCCCGCACGCUCCAGGCUGGCUGAGCUAAAAGAGAUGUCACCACUACAUGGCCUGGGCCGCCUCAUCAUGGACCAGAGCUAUGUGUGUGCCCUGAUUGCCAUGAUGGUGUGGAGCAUCACAUACCACAGCUGGUUGACCUUCGUGCUGCUGCUCUGGGCCUGCCUCAUCUGGACCGUGCGUAGCCGCCACCAGCUGGCCAUGCUCUGCUCACCCUGCAUCCUGCUGUAUGGGCUGACACUCUGCUGCCUGCGCUAUGUGUGGGCCAUGGAACUUCCCGAGCUGCCCACCACCCUGGGCCCUGUCAGCCUGCACCAGCUGGGGUUGGAGCACACACGCUACCCCUGCUUGGACCUUGGUGCCAUGCUGCUCUACCUGCUCACAUUCUGGCUCCUGUUGCGCCAAUUUGUGAAGGAGAAGCUGCUGAAGAAGGCCAAGGUGCCUGUUGGACUGCUGGAGGUCACAGUGGCAGAGACAGAGCCCACACAGACUCAGACACUGCUGCGGAGCCUGGGGGAGCUGGUCACAGGCAUCUAUGCCAAGUACUGGAUCUACGUGUGCGCUGGCAUGUUCAUCGUGGUCAGCUUCGCAGGCCGCCUGGUGGUCUACAAAAUUGUCUACAUGUUCCUUUUCCUGUUGUGCCUCACCUUGUUCCAGGUCUACUACAGCCUGUGGAGGAAGCUGCUCCGUGUCUUCUGGUGGCUGGUGGUAGCCUACACCAUGCUGGUGCUCAUUGCGGUGUAUACCUUCCAGUUCCAGGACUUCCCCACCUACUGGCGCAACCUCACCGGCUUCACAGAUGAGCAGUUGGGGGACCUGGGCCUGGAGCAGUUCAGCGUGUCGGAGCUCUUUUCCAGCAUCCUCAUCCCGGGCUUCUUCCUGCUGGCCUGCAUCCUGCAGCUGCACUACUUCCACCGGCCCUUCAUGCAACUCACUGACCUGGAGCACGUGCCCCCACCGGGCACCCGUCGCCCCCGAUGGGCUCACAGGCAGGACACAGUGAGCCAGGCCCCUCUGCUACAGCAGCAGGAGGAGGAAGAGGAAGUCUUCAGGGAUGAUGGGCUGGGCAUGGAUGGGCCAGGCAUGGAUGGGCCCCACCAGGCCACACAGGUCCCCGAGGGUGAAGCCAGCAAAUGGGGCCUGGUGGCUGACCGGCUGCUGGACCUAGCGGCCAGCUUCUCUGACGUCCUCACCCGCAUCCAGGUGUUUGUGCGGCGCUUGCUCGAGCUGCACAUCUUCAAGCUGGUAGCCUUCUACACCGUCUGGGUGGCCCUGAAAGAAGUGUCUGUGAUGAACCUGCUGCUGGUGGUGCUGUGGGCCUUUGCCCUGCCCUACCCGCGCUUCCGGCCCAUGGCCUCCUGCCUCUCCACUGUGUGGACCUGUAUCAUCAUUGUGUGCAAGAUGCUCUAUCAGCUCAAGAUCGUCAACCCACACGAGUACUCCAGCAACUGCACUGAGCCCUUCCCCAACAGCACCAACCUGCAGCCCAUGGAGAUCAACCAGUCUUUGCUGUACCGUGGCCCUGUUGACCCUGCCAAUUGGUUCGGGGUGCGGAAGGGCUACCCCAACCUGGGCUAUAUCCAGAACCACCUGCAGAUCCUUCUGCUGCUGGUAUUUGAGGCUGUGGUGUACCGGCGCCAAGAGCACUACCGCCGCCAGCACCAGCGGGCCCCUCUGCCUGCCCAGGCUGUGUGUGCAGACGGCACCCGCCAGAGGCUGGACCAGGACCUCCUCAGCUGCCUCAAAUACUUCAUCAACUUUUUCUUCUACAAAUUCGGGCUGGAGAUCUGCUUCCUGAUGGCCGUGAAUGUGAUCGGGCAGCGCAUGAACUUCAUGGUGAUCGUACAUGGCUGCUGGCUGGUGGCCAUCCUUACGCGUAGGCGCCGUGAGGCCAUUGCCCAACUCUGGCCCAAUUACUGUCUGUUCCUCACACUGUUCCUGCUGUACCAAUACCUGCUGUGCCUGGGCAUGCCACCUGCACUGUGCAUUGACUACCCAUGGCGCUGGAGCCAGGCCAUCCCCAUGAAUUCUGCUCUCAUCAAGUGGCUGUACCUGCCUGACUUCUUCAGAGCCCCCAACUCUACCAACCUUAUCAGUGACUUCCUCCUGCUGCUCUGCGCCUCCCAGCAGUGGCAGGUAUUCUCGGCCGAGCGGACAGAGGAGUGGCAGCGCAUGGCUGGCAUCAACACCGACCACCUGGAGCCCCUGCGUGGGGAGCCCAACCCUGUACCCAACUUCAUCCACUGCAGGUCCUAUCUGGAUAUGCUGAAGGUGGCCAUCUUCCGCUACCUGUUCUGGCUGGUGCUUGUGGUGGUGUUUAUCACAGGGGCCACCCGCAUCAGCAUUUUCGGGCUGGGGUACCUGCUGGCCUGCUUCUACCUGCUGCUCUUCGGCACUACCCUGCUCCAGAAGGAGACACGAGCCCAACUCGUGCUGUGGGACUGCCUCAUCCUCUAUAAUGUCACAGUCAUCAUCUCCAAGAAUAUGCUGUCGCUCCUGUCCUGUGUCUUCGUGGAGCAAAUGCAGAGCAACUUCUGCUGGGUCAUCCAGCUCUUCAGCCUCGUGUGCACAGUAAAAGGCUACUACAAUCCCAAAGAGAUGAUGAGCAGAGACCGGGACUGCCUGCUGCCUGUGGAGGAGGCUGGUAUCAUCUGGGACAGUGUCUGUUUCUUCUUCCUGCUGCUGCAGCGGCGCGUCUUUCUCAGCCACUACUUCCUGCAUGUCAGUGCUGAGCUGAAGGCCACUGCCCUGCAGGCCUCCAGGGGUUUUGCCCUCUACAACGCAGCCAACCUUAAGAGCAUCAACUUCCACCGCCAGAUUGAAGAGAAGUCCCUGGCCCAGCUGAAAAGACAGAUGAAGCGCAUCCGUGCCAAACAGGAGAAGUACAGGCAGAGCCAGGCAAGCCGUGGCCAACUCCAGUCCACAGACUCCCAGGAUCCCAGCCAGGAGCCAGGGCCGGACAGCCCAGGGGGCUCCUCCCCGCCACGGAGACAGUGGUGGCGCCCCUGGCUGGACCACGCCACAGUCAUCCACUCUGGGGACUACUUCCUGUUUGAGUCGGAUAGCGAGGAGGAAGAGGAGGCCCUACCUGAGGACCCCAGACCUGCAACGCAGAAUGCCUUCCAGAUGGCAUACCAGGCAUGGGUAACCAAUGCCCAGACAGUGCUGAGGCAGCGUCGGGAACAGGCACGGGAACAGGCACGGCAGGAGCAGGCAGGACAACUGGCUUCUGGAGGUGACUUGAGCCAGGAGGUGGAGCCAGCAGAGGCCCCAGAGGAUGAGAUGCCAGCAGGCCGCAGCCAUAUGAUGCAACGUGUCCUGAACACCAUGCAGUUCCUGUGGGUGCUGGGCCAGGCCUCCGUAGACGGGCUAACACGCUGGCUGUGCACAUUCACAAAGCACCACCACACCAUGAGCGACGUGCUUCGUGCAGAGCGCUACCUGCUCACCCAGGAACUUCUGCGGGGUGGAGAGGUACGCCGAGGGGUGCUAGACCAGCUUUACGUGAGCGAAGCUGAGACCACACUGCCAGCAGGUCCCACGGAGACCCGUGAUGGACCCAGCACAGCCUCAAGUGGGCUGGGAGCUGAAGAGCCUUUGAGUAGCAUGACAGACGAUACCAGCAGCCCCCUGAGCACAGGCUAUAACACCCGCAGUGGCAGCGAGGAGAUUAUCACUGACACUGGGGACCUGCAGGCUGAGACCUCCCUGCAUGGCUCCCAGGAGCUUCUAGCCAAUGCUCGCACACGGAUGCGCACAGCCAGUGAGCUGCUCCUGGACAGGCGCCUACGCAUCCACGAGCUGGAGGAGGCUGAGGAGUUUGCAGCACAGCAGGGCCGGACUCUGCGGCUGCUAAGAGCCGUGUACCAGUGUGUGGCGGCACACUCAGAGCUGCUUUGCUACUUCAUCAUCAUCCUCAACCACAUGGUGACAGCCUCGGCUGCCUCCCUGGUGCUCCCCAUGCUCAUUUUCCUGUGGGCCAUGCUGACCAUCCCAAGGCCCAGCAAGCGUUUCUGGAUGACAGCCAUUGUCUUCACUGAGGUCAUGGUGGUCACCAAGUACCUGUUCCAGUUUGGCUUCUUCCCCUGGAAUAGCUACGUGGUGCUGCGGCGCUAUGAGAACAAGCCCUACUUCCCUCCACGUAUCCUGGGUCUUGAGAAAACUGACAGUUACAUCAAGUAUGAUCUGGUGCAGCUCCUGGCCCUCUUCUUCCACCGCUCCCAGCUACUGUGCUAUGGCCUGUGGGACCAUGAGGAGGACAGUUUUUCCAAGGACCACUGUAGGAAUAGUGAGAAGGACCAGGAGGCUGAGGAAGAGUCAGAAGCUAUGCUGGAAUCGCAGCCCGAGGCAGGCACUGGGCAUCCCGAGGAGCUGGUGUUGGCUGGUACCCCCAGGGACCACAUCCAAGGGAAAGGAAAUGUUAGAUCGAAGGAUGGGAUCCAAGAGCCCCUAGAGGACCCUAAGCCCCAGCACAAGAGGCACAUCAGCAUACGCUUCAGGAGGAAGAAGACUCCGGGACCCAAAGGAGCAGCGGCUAUGGAGGCUGAGGAAGAGGAGGAGGAAGAAAAAGAAGCUGCAGGGAGGAAGAGCCCACAUCACGCUCGAGGAAGAUUGAAGAUUCAGGAAAGAAUGAAGGCAGCGGGGCGCCGGCUGCAGAGCUUCUGCCUGUCACUAGCUCAGGGCAUCUAUCAACCCCUGCGGCGUUUCUUCCACGACAUUCUGCACACCAAGUACCGAGCAGCCACAGAUGUCUACGCUCUCAUGUUCCUGGCUGACAUUGUCGAUUUCAUCAUCAUCAUCUUUGGUUUCUGGGCCUUUGGGAAGCACUCCGCAGCCACGGACAUCGCAUCCUCACUGUCAGAUGACCAGGUGCCGGAGGCCUUCCUCUUCAUGCUGCUGGUCCAGUUCAGCACCAUGGUCAUUGACCGUGCCCUCUACCUGCGCAAGACCGUACUGGGCAAGCUGGCCUUUCAGGUGGUCCUGGUGGUGGCUAUUCACUUUUGGAUGUUCUUUAUCUUGCCAGCCGUCACUGAGAGAAUGUUCAGCCAGAAUGCAGUGGCCCAGCUGUGGUACUUCGUGAAGUGCAUUUACUUUGCCCUGUCUGCCUACCAGAUCCGCUGUGGCUACCCCACCCGUAUCCUGGGCAACUUCCUCACCAAGAAGUACAAUCAUGUAAACCUCUUCCUUUUCCAGGGGUUCCGUCUAGUGCCAUUCCUGGUGGAGCUGAGGGCCGUCAUGGACUGGGUGUGGACUGACACCACACUGUCCCUGUCGAACUGGAUGUGUGUAGAAGACAUCUAUGCCAACAUCUUCAUCAUCAAAUGCAGUCGAGAAACAGAGAAGAAAUACCCACAACCCAAAGGACAGAAGAAGAAGAAAAUCGUCAAGUAUGGUAUGGGUGGCCUCAUCAUCCUCUUCCUCAUUGCUAUCAUCUGGUUCCCACUGCUCUUCAUGUCACUGAUACGCUCUGUGGUGGGUGUCGUCAACCAGCCCAUUGAUGUCACUGUUACCCUCAAGCUGGGCGGCUAUGAGCCGCUGUUCACCAUGAGCGCCCAGCAGCCUUCCAUAGUGCCUUUCACGCAGCAGGCCUAUGAGGAGCUGUCCCAGCAGUUUGACCCCUACCCACUAGCCAUGCAGUUCAUUAGCCAGUACAGUCCCGAGGACAUCGUCACUGCACAGAUCGAGGGCAGCUCUGGGGCACUGUGGCGCAUCAGCCCCCCAAGCCGGGCCCAGAUGAAGCAGGAGCUGUACAAUGGCACAGCUGACAUCACACUACGCUUCACCUGGAAUUUCCAAAGGGACCUGGCCAAGGGUGGCAGAGUGGAGUAUACCAAUGAGAAGCACACCUUGGAGCUGGCCCCCAACAGUACAGAACGGAGGCAGUUGGCCCAACUGCUCGAGGGCAGACCUGACCAGUCAGUGGUCAUUCCUCACCUCUUCCCCAAGUACAUUCGUGCUCCCAAUGGGCCUGAAGCCAAUCCGGUGAAGCAGCUGCAGCCAGAUGAGGAAGACGACUAUCUUGGUGUGCGCAUCCAGCUGCGGAGGGAGCAAGUGGGCACAGGGGCCUCCGGGGGGCAAGCAGACACAAAGGCCUCUGACUUCCUGGAGUGGUGGGUGAUUGAGCUGCAGGACUGCCAGGCUGACUGCAACCUGCUGCCCAUGGUCAUCUUCAGUGACAAGGUCAGCCCACCUAGCCUCGGCUUCCUGGCUGGCUAUGGGAUCGUGGGGCUAUACGUGUCCAUUGUGCUGGUUGUUGGCAAGUUUAUGCGGGGCUUCUUCAGUGAUAUCUCACACUCCAUCAUGUUCGAGGAGCUGCCAUGUGUGGACCGCAUCCUCAAGCUGUGCCAGGAUAUCUUCUUGGUACGGGAGACCCGGGAGCUGGAGCUGGAGGAGGAGCUAUAUGCCAAGCUCAUCUUCCUGUACCGCUCACCAGAGACCAUGAUCAAGUGGACACGUGAGAAGGAGUAGGAGCCUGGCUCCUGGGCACCGGGAAUGAAGGAGCUGCCCCAGGGCAGCAUGGCCACCAGGGCUGACAGAGCUCCUUGGAUAGGAGUGGAGCUGCCUGGGGCCACGAGCUGUGACACAUCCUCCUGGCCCAUGUAAGCCCUGAUGAUGCUGCUGUCAAAGGGACACUGUGUCCCUACCUGUUGCGUCCCCGCCUGUUGGGCUAGGAGCCCAGUGUAGCUCAGGGCUAGCCACACUGGGUCUGGGGGCCUGGCUCUCCCUUCCCACAAGUACUGUAGAGUUUUCUAAGUAAAAACAUUUUAUUUAUACAAACAGACAGUCAGAGACCAAGCCCAGUGUUCCCGCUUUCCUGCUUGAUGGGUUUGCAGGGCUGGGUAUGCCCAGGCUCAGCUCUGUUUUCCUCCUCCUCCUCUUCAUCAUUGUCUGUAAUCAGAUACUCUUGGAUUUCUUGAGAGACCCAGGCCCUAAGGGAGACUGCAGUGAGAACCAGUCCUCGGGGUCUCCCCAGAGGUCUCCCCAGAGAGCAGGCAUUACCUCUGGCUGCGGAGCUGAGCCUCAGCCAGGACGUAAGGUGGCAGUGGGUCCAGGGAAGGCUACAAGAGAUGGCAGUGUGAGAAGCCAAUGGGACAGUGGGGACAGCUCACAGGGACAUAUGGACAGCCACUCACCAGGUCCUUCAUGUUCACCCGGCAGCUAUAACACAGCUGUUCUAUGAUGCAGGCCUGGACAUCCCCCCUGUACAAGCAGAACUGAACUUGUGUGCCUGGUCUCACUCUGAACCCUGUUUAAGGCCAGUCUUCCUGCCCCCUCCACCCAUCCAUAGGGCAGGACACAGGCAGGGUCUCACCUCCUGCCAACACCCCUGUGGUAGCUCUGGGCCUGACCCUCCCCUGCACCACAGCAGGGUGGGGUAGGCAUCUUAGUCUCAGUAGGCAGCGUCUGGGAGACAUGUGAGGAGGACUGAGCACCAAAGGCCGUGGCACUGUCUGCAAUAGAGAGGGGCUGAGGGACCCUGGGGCAGCCAAGUAACCACCCCACACAGCACUCCAAGAAGGCCCUGCACAUACCAGCAGUGUCAAUGUCCAGUGUACACAUGCAGAGCAGGCAGUUGUGGCCUGAGGGGCCAGUGGCACAGCCCUCCCGGGGAGCCUUGACCAACUUCUCACUUGUCCUGUUGGCAGGUGCACAGACAAACAGGGACAGGUAACAAGUAUGCCCCAGCCAUGGGCUCUGCUCCCCUCAAGAGUGGGCAGCAGGCUCAACAGCACCCCAGUGGCACACACACCUGUACACAGUACUGACUGUAGAGGGGAACAUAGUCUGCAACCUCAGGAUAAAGGCCUCCAUCAGCCGGUGGAUGCUAGCCUUUUCUGGAGCCUAGGGACAAUCAGAUGGGGGUGUUUAGAAGGCCAAGGGGCACCUAAAGCAAGUACCAUGGGCUUCACAUGGCCAGCCCGAGGAGACUGAGACCAGCACAGGAUUCACAGUGUGGAUGACAGGUCAUCUUGCCACCCCUUCACCUCAGGGACACCUCUCCCUCCACACCACCUCCUUAGGGGUACCAGCCUGGUCUUCCAGGAUACAAGGCAUGCUUGGAGGACCCUUGGAUACACAGACACUGCUACUGGCCUUUUCAGAGGCAGGACAGCAGGUGCUAAGGUCACAGAGAACCAGCUGGGGCCUCGAGGCCAGCCUUAAGGGAAGGGCUAAAGCUGGCUGGCAAGGAUUCAAGUCCCCAACAAUGCACCAGGGAUUUCUGACCCUGUAUGGAGAAGAUGCCCCCAACCAGCCCAUGCAGCUCUCCUCCAGAGACCCACCUUAGUCUCAAUGGCUGGGGUGAAGACUGAGGGAACACCAAACAGGUGGUUGUAGAAGGCCACUUCCUUUAGCGUGUGGUCCCGCAUGGGCCUCACCAAUACCACAUCCCCAUGCCGCUCAUCUGAGAAGCCCUAGGGAGCAGACACUGUAUGGUUCAAAUCCUCGCAGUACCUCUUCAUACUGCCACCACCAUCUAAGUUGGGUCCCAGGCCUCUCGACUUGGAAGGCCCCAGGAUAACCCAACAGGGCUUUCAAAUGAAGGAGGACAAAGACCUUGGCCUUCAGGCCCUGCAUACCGUGUCCCAGGCAAGGAAGGCUCCUCUCCCCAGGGCCAGGUUGGUCAUAAGCUUGAUGGCCAAGCGGGUGCAGCUCUCCCCAGUCAUCACCUUGCAGUAGCCAUGGGUUCGGGCUACAUGCACGAUCAGAUGGGUCCUGUGAUGGGGUGAAUUACAGAAGCUGGAGCUGGAGUCCUACAAGCCAGGGAGGGCUGGGGGUGGUGCGCUCACCUCAGCGUCUGCAGCAGCUCCUCUUUGGCUGUCAGUGUCUUUAUGGAGUUGAACAACCUAGACAAGGCCUCAGUCUGAGCAGCUAUGGGGGACCCAGCCAUGCCUAGGGGUUCCUGGCUAUGGGAUGGGUGUGACUGAUCCUCCCCCUGAGCUGGGCUGGCACAGCCCUCAACCCCUAGCACACGAUGCUGUUGCAGGAAGCUGUCCACUGCCGUUUUGUAGGCCUCCUCUGUCCCUGCUGGCUCUUGGGAAGCACAGCACAGCACCGAUGGCGGCAAGCUGAACACCUUCCAGGAUGGAAGAAGGGACACUGAGUCCAAGGCCCAUACCUGCCCUCCAGAACGGCCGGAAAACCAAGGCCCAGGGCAAGAGGCCCAAAGGAUGGCGGCUCCAGUAAGCAAGCAUGUGGCUCUGAUGGGUAUCCCCUCCAAGGUCCCACCAGGGGCAGACCCACCUACCUCCUCUAAGGCAACCACAUGCCAUGGGAAGCCAGUGUUUUGCAGGAUCAGCUUCACCUCAGCCAAGGUCUUCCCUCUGUCCUUUAGGCUCUGGCCACAGGCUGCUCCCUCUGUAAAACCCAGGUAGAAAGUAUGUAGGAGUCACGGAGGAAGAGCCUGAUGGACCAGCUGAGGUGGUCAGUGCCACACAUGGAAGUCCCACCAGGUCUGCUCUUCAGAGAAAGCUUCUGUAAGGGCAGGAAUGGCAUUUUCUUUUGGGUGUUUUCCAACAGGCUCCCCUCACAGCUAAAGAAACUCCCUAGUCUUUCACUCCCAAAGACUAGCUCUAAACUCACCUUCUUCAAUCCCUGGGCCCUUCAA